ACCUUUCUUGAUUCAACAAUUCCAAUACCCAGAAACCAUGUCUGAAAGUGAUUCCACUAAGCUUACAGCUUUAUGGUGUAUUCUCUGCAUCUUCUUCUGUGUCUCAUCUGCCACUGAAGAACCUCACGGCGAAGCAAGUGCUCUGUUGAAGUGGAAAGCCAGCCUUAAACUUGACAGCCAAACCAUCUUGUCUUCAUGGAAGAAUGGUACCAGUCCAUGCAGAAACUGGACAGGGAUUUCAUGCGACGAGUCGUCCUUCUCAGUUUCCAUGAUCAAUCUUACAAGUCUUGGACUUCAAGGUAGGCUCCAAAAUCUCAGCUUCUCCUCCUUACCAAACCUCGUACACUUCGAUAUAAGUUACAACAACUUCUCUGGAAAUAUUCCGCCCCAAGUUAGUAACUUGUCCAGUAUUCUUAGAAUGAUCAUGUCUCACAAUUUCUUAGAGGGUCCCAUCCCUAAAGAAAUAGGGUCACUGAGCACUCUAAAUUUGCUUGAUAUUAGUGUCUGUAAUCUCACUGAUUCUAUUCCACCUGAGAUUGGGAACUUGAGUAGUCUGACUGAUCUUAUUCUGGGACUUAACAGACUCUCUGGUUCCAUUCCUCAAGAGAUUGGUAGGCUUAGCAAUCUCACACAACUUGAUUUGUCAGAAAAUCCUUUUCAAUCUGGUGAAAUCCCUUCUGCAAUAGGAAACUUGAGGAAGUUAAAGCAACUAUACCUCUAUGAUUGCAGUCUUACUGGUCGUAUUCCCAAUGAACUUGGGAAACUACAUUCUCUUGUGCAUAUUCAAUUGCUAGAUAAUAAUCUCUAUGGUCCAAUCCCAUCUUUCAUAGGAAACUUGACAAAUCUCCAAAGUUUGUAUUUGUACACAAACAAUCUAUCUGGGUCAAUUCCUGCCUCUAUUGGAAACUUGGUCAAUUUAGAAAUACUUGACCUUGGAGAGAACAAUCUUUCUGGACCUAUUCCAUCCACCAUAGGAAAUUUGACAGCUCUCACUCAGCUUGUGUUGUUUCACAACAACCUUAGUGGUCACAUUCCUCCAGAAGUAGAUAAUCUUACUAGUUUGGUCGACUUACAACUGGGUUGGAAUAAUUUCAUUGGCCAUUUGCCACAACAUAUUUGCCUUGGUGGCAUGUUAGAGCGUUUUGGAGCACCUGGCAAUAGUUUCACUGGUCUGAUUCCAACAAGCUUGAAGAAUUGUUCUAAGCUUGAAAGACUUACACUUAACGAUAACCAAUUGGUUCAAGAUAUAAGUAAUUCUUUUGGUACAUAUCCAAAUUUGGAAUUCAUUGACUUAAGUGGCAAUAAACUUUAUGGCCAUCUUUCAUCCACGUGGGGCAAGUGUCCUAGUCUCUCACAGUUCAAGAUAUCUAGCAACAAUAUUUCUGGGAGGAUACCUUCAGGAAUAGGGGGGGCAACAAAUCUUUUUGAACUUGACCUGUCUUCAAAUCAUCUUGUUGGAGAAAUUCCAACAAAUUUGUUGAAGUUGACCUCAUUGAGUAAACUUUCUUUAAGCCACAAUCAACUUUUAGGCAAGAUUCCCCCAGAAAUAGGAUCAUUGAAUCAUCUUGAAAUUUUAGAGCUAGAAGGAAAUAAAUUCAGUGGUCCCAUCACAGAAAAGGUUUGGGGCAUGAAAAUGUUGAGGGAAUUGAACAUGAGCAAAAACAAAUUUGAGGGUCCCAUUUCCCUGCAGUUUGGUCAGCUCCAAGAUCUUGAAAAACUUGAUCUUAGUGAAAAUUUCUUGAGUGGAAAAAUACCAAAAACAAUUGGAGCAUUACCCAAGUUGCAAAUAUUGAACCUCUCGCAUAAUAGUUUCUCUGGCGAGAUUUCAUCCGCUUUUAAUGGAAGAUCAGCCUUGACUUCUGUUGACAUAUCAUAUAACCAAUUAGAAGGUCCUAUUCCAAACAAUCAUGCCUUCCAAACAUUUGCGGCAUUGAAGAAUAACAAAGGCUUGUGUGGCAAUGUCACUGGUUUACAUCUUUGCAGUGAUUCUUCCCAAAAUAAUGUACAUGGUAAUAAAAAGAGUGAAAAAGUCAAGUUACUGAUAAUAUUCCUCCCAUUGGGUGUUGUAGUAUUGCUAGUAGGGACUGGAGUGUUUUCCUUUUUCUGUCAUGGGGCAAGGAAAGCAAGAAACAAAGACGAGGAAGUCCAAGAAGAUCUUUUUCUUGUUUGGAGUUCUGAAAGAGAAUUAUUGUAUCAAGAUAUUGUAGAAGCCACGAAGAAUUUUGAUGAUAGAUAUCUUGUUGGGAAGGGAGGUCAAGGAAGUAUUUAUAGGGCUGAGUUGCCCACAGGUCUGGUUGUUGCUGUGAAGAAGCUUCAUUCAAUGCCAAGUGGGGAAAUCUCCAACCUAACAGCUUUCACAAGUGAAAUUCGAGCUCUGACAGAAAUCAAACAUCGUAACAUUGUCAAGUUAUAUGGGUUCUGCUCAAAUUCACGCUCCUCAUUUUUGGUUUAUGAGUUCUUGGAAGGUGGCAGCUUGAAUAACAUACUAAAGAAUGAUGAACAAGCCAUUAAGCUUGAUUGGAAUAGGAGGAUGAACCUUGUUAAAAGUGUGGCCAAUGCUUUAUUCCAUAUGCAUCAUGGCUGUUCAAUUCCUAUCGUUCAUCGAGACAUAUCAAGCAAGAAUGUUGUUUUAGAUUCAGAAUAUCAAGAAGCUCGGAUCAUUGAUUUUGGAACAGCAAAGUUUCUAAAUCCUGAGUCAGAAAAUAUAACCUCUUUCGUAGGUACAUUUGGUUAUGCUGCACCAGAGAUUACUUAUAUUAUCAAGGCGAAUGAGAAGUGUGAUGUUUACAGCUUUGGAGUGUUGACUUUGGAGAUCAUAAUGGGAAUGCAUCCUGGAGAGCUCAUUGCUUCUUUGACAGAGACACCAACAACCUAUGACUUGCCAUUGAAGGAUGUAUUGGAUGGAAGGCUUCCUCGACCGACAGGAUCAGUUGUUGAGGAGUUAAUGUUGAUAGCAACAUUGGCAUUUGCUUGCUUGGAUAAGAAUCCAUGGUCUCGUCCAACCAUGGACCAAGUAGCAAUGAAGCUUAUGACGCCAAAAACAGAUUUGGUGGACCAGUUUGACACCAUCACAAUUGGACAACUUAUCAUGAGAGGAUCAAACUGAUGAUUAAGUAGUUUAUCUGGUUGCAUACCGAUGUCGAAAUAUUUGUCCCUUAUUUUGUGUUCAUGUAUUAUAUGUAAUUUUCUGCUGCUUAAAGUACCGAGGGUGUAGUCUGAAUAAACUGUAAGUCAAAACUGAAAACUCUGUAUGUAAGUUAUCAUUUGUCAGAUA
This is a messenger RNA of Prosopis cineraria, 3274 nucleotides long. RefSeq names its product MDIS1-interacting receptor like kinase 2-like. Lineage: Eukaryota; Viridiplantae; Streptophyta; Magnoliopsida; Fabales; Fabaceae. Gene Ontology annotation, biological process: hormone-mediated signaling pathway; protein phosphorylation. Gene Ontology annotation, cellular component: plasma membrane. The transcript has 2 exons. The record is from RefSeq and is a predicted model, not a curated record. Gene Ontology annotation, molecular function: ATP binding; protein binding; protein kinase activity. Bases 38 to 3106 code for a protein of 1022 amino acids.